AUGGUUGCCAGGGCUGAGAUUGAAGCAGAGCAGUCACCUAGUGAUGAUUCAAGAAGGGCGUUGAUGGAUGCCAGAAAGAAACUCCAUGAUGUCCUGUUACAAGAGGAGAUAUUUUGGAGACAAAAAUCUAGGGUUCGAUGGCUCAAGGAAGGUGAGAGGAAUACCAGGUUCUUCCAUACUAUAGUCAAUGUUCGUAGACGUAUUAGAAGGGUGGAAAAAGUCAGAGAUGCGAAUGGGGAGUGGGUACACGGCAUAGAGGGAGUUGCUAUGGAGGCAGCCAGGUUCUUUGCUGAGUUGUUUUCGACUCAGGGAGUUAGAAAUGAUGAGGAUCUCUUGGAUUUUAUUCCUAGAGUGGUAACAGAUGAUGACAAUGUGGCCUUGUUGCACAUCCCAUCUAAGGAGGAAGUUAAAAAGGCUGUUUUUGCUCUCUCGAAGGAUAGUGCACCAGGCCUGGAUGGCUUUUUUGGCUAUUUUUUCAUCUCCUGUUGGGAGAUUAUAGGAGAGGAUGUCUGGAGAGCAGUAGAGGACUUCUUCUCUGGGGGUUGGCUGCCAAGGGGUUACACAUCGGCGAACCUGGUGCUCAUUCCAAAAAAGGAGAACCCAGAGAGCGCUUUUGUCCAAGGUAGAUUUACUCAUGAUAAUAUUGCCCUAGUGCAAGAGGUGGUUUAUGACAUCAACAGAAACACCCGGGGAGGUAAUGUGGUUUUAAAGCUGGACAUGGCUAAGGCGUACGAUAGACUGGAGUGGGGUUUUCUCUUUGCAGUCUUGGAAAGGUUUGGCUUUGCAGCGGAGUGGAUUGAGCUUAUUAAGAGGACUGUUGAGAACUGCUGGUUCUCGGUGGUGCUUAAUGGAGGACCUGCAGGUUUCUUCAAGUCGUCAAGGGGGGUGGAUGGAGCUCACAACCUCAACAUUGACCUGCGAGUAAGGGAUGUUUGGAACGAGGAUGGCACUUGGGACCAAGGGGAGCUGCAAAAAAUUGAUGAUCAGCAGAUACAGGAUUGCUUGCAGUCCAAGAAGAUUUUUCUAUCAGAAAUAGAUGACAGGCUUGUGUGGAUGCAGGAAAGGACUGGGGUUUUCUCAUCAAAAUCAGCAUGGAGAGCAAUCAGGCAGGCUAAUGUGGAGAGGGCUUUUGCAAAAUGGAUAUGGCACUAG
Telopea speciosissima is the source of this 1152-nucleotide messenger RNA. RefSeq lists its product as uncharacterized. The transcript is spliced from 3 exons. NCBI's taxonomy places the organism in Eukaryota, Viridiplantae, Streptophyta, Magnoliopsida, Proteales, Proteaceae. Bases 1 to 1152 code for a protein of 383 amino acids. The record is from RefSeq and is a predicted model, not a curated record.